AUGACCAUUUUAGAGUGCGUACAGAAAUUUCAAUCUUUGUCCCAUUUCGCCCCAGAGUUGGUGGCGAUGAAAGAGAGGAAGUGUCGACGGUUUGAAAAUGGGUUGCAUAACACCGUGAGAAGAAUGGUGAUGGUCCAACGCAAGAUGAAAUUUUCAAAAGUUGUGGAGUGCAGUUUUGGGAGUCAAGGACGGAAAAGGCAGAGGAAACCGUCUCAGCAACCACCUAAUCAAUCCAACCUUGGGGUGCCUUCUUCUUCAGGAAUUCGGGGUGCCCCAUCUAGACCUCCAAUUGUGUGUUACAGGGGCGGGAGCGCUAGUGAGUCGGGCUCGGUACAGCAGUCGGGGGCAGGGCGUGGUGUUGGCCAGCAGUCCUUCAAGGGUACUCAGAGGCAGCAGCCUCAUUUCUGCCAAACAUCGUCAGUUCAGAGUUCUGGGGUUGAUCGAGGAGCGAGUUUGUCCGCACCUUCUCAAGGUUCCGGUCAAGGAGGAGGUUUUGUGCAGGGACAUGCAUCGCAUUCUUUCAUUGCUGUAUCAUUUGUGUGUGCAUUGGAAUUGGACACCGAGAAUCUUGAUUCGCCAUUGUUUGUCGAGACACCAUUAGGGGGAAAGUCAUCUCUAAGUCGUAUCUAUAAGGGUUGCGAGCUCGUUAUCUGCAACCAUCGCUUCGUCUUUGACUUUAUCAUUUUGGAUAUGUCGGGGUUUGACCUCAUUUUGGGGAUGGAUAUGUUGAACCAUUAG
Molecule: messenger RNA, 738 nt
Organism: Rhododendron vialii
Lineage: Eukaryota; Viridiplantae; Streptophyta; Magnoliopsida; Ericales; Ericaceae
Exons: 4
Coding region: 1-738 (245 amino acids)
Source: RefSeq, a predicted model, not a curated record